GCGUUAUUUGAGCGGACUUUGCUUUUCCGGCGAGCGGGAAAACCGACCGACGAGUGCGGGCAACACACGACGACAGGGGGCGACGAGGAGUAGGCCUAAUUGCCUUCUAAAACUCAGGAAACAGCGACAGCGAAGCAGAUUCAGAACGACUGUCGCCAACUUUGAAACUACCAAACGCGUCUUCACUGCACAAGCCUGGAAACUCUUCCAUUUUCAUCAACGAAGCUGUCAAAGGCAGCGCCCAGUCGCGUCGCGUCGAGUCCCUGAUGUCCGUGAAUACUUCCUGGUCCAAAGGUGUGUGUACACAAAUCAAAGUCAAUUGAGAAUGAAGUCGGAUGGUGAAGUCACAUCAGGGAAAUGCACUUCAACGGACACACACACACUUCUCUAAACUGAGGGACAGAAAAGAGAAGUUUAAUAGCCUAUAUAAUUCAUCCUUCAGUGUUGACGCGUCGCAAACAUGAUACGAACAGAUGAACAUCAUUCGUGCAAUGGAACCCUGAAGUGUCAUUCUGACCAGAAACAACAGGAAAGCAACAGUUUGAAAAAUGGAUAUCACAGAAAAGAAACGGUGCAGAAAAAUGAUAAGGGAGACUGUUUUCAUCAACCUCGAGUUAGGGGUGAAGAUUCAUUUGAGGAGGCCCCCAUGUAUGUGGCUGUCCUGACAUACAUGAAUUAUGGAAUUGUCAUCCUUUUUGGCUAUUUCAGGGAUUUCUUAAGAGCUGUUGGCUUAGAGAAGUGCCAUCAGGCCCAGGAGAGAGAAGAGCAAAAGGACUUUGUUCCACUGUACCAAGAUUUUGAAAACUUUUACAAACGGAACCUGUACACGAGAGUCAGGGAUAACUGGAACCGGCCUAUAUGCAGUUUACCUGGUCCGGUUUUUGACAUCAUGGAAAGGGUCUCAGAUGAUUACAACUGGACUUUCAGGUUAACAGGGAGAACCGUUGAGAACGUCAUAAACAUGGGCUCCUACAACUACCUGGGUUUCGCUGAAAACAAUGUUGACUUGCUGAAAACUGUAGCAGAGGAGACCAGACAGUAUGGGGUGGGUGUCUGCAGCACAAGACAGGAACUAGGCAACUUAAGCAUUCAUGAAAAACUGGAGCGACUUGUGGCAGAGUUCUUGGGGGUGGAGUCUGCCAUGGCGUUUGGAAUGGGUUUCGCCACCAAUUCCAUGAACAUUCCGGCACUAGUCGGAAAGGGCUGCCUGAUUCUGAGUGAUGAGCUAAAUCACACGUCCCUCAUUCUGGGAGCCAGGUUGUCUGGGGCAACCAUUCGAGUCUUCAAGCACAACAACAUGCAGAGUCUAGAAAAAAUGCUAAAGGAGGCGAUUUGCUCAGGUCAACCUCGCACCCAUCGCACCUGGAAGAAGAUCCUCAUCAUGGUGGAGGGCAUUUACAGUAUGGAAGGCUCUCUAGUCCGGUUGCCGGAGAUCUUAGAGCUAAAGAAGAAGUACAAGGCUUAUCUGUACCUCGACGAGGCCCACAGCAUCGGGGCCGUGGGGCCCAUAGGUCGGGGGGUUACAGAACAUUUUGGGGUGGACCCCAAUGAAGUGGACGUUCUAAUGGGCACCUUCACUAAGAGCUUCGGGGCUGCUGGCGGGUACAUAGCUGGGAAAAAGGAGUUGGUGGAUUAUUUGCGAAGUCACUCUCACAGUGCCGUGUACGCUACAGCCAUGUCCCCACCUGUCGUGGAGCAGAUCAUCAGGGCAAUUAAAUGCAUCAUGGGUGUCGAUGGAACAACAGAAGGCCAGCGAAGAGUUCGGCAGCUGGCUGAGAACACACGCUACUUAAGAUCACGGCUGAAGAAGAUGGGCUUCAUCAUUUACGGCAACCAGGACUCUCCAGUGGUACCGCUCCUGCUCUAUCUACCUGGGAAAGUUGGGGCGUUCUCACGGGCCAUGUUGAAGAGGAAGAUCGGCGUUGUAGUUGUAGGUUUCCCGGCUACACCUAUUACAGAGGCCAGGGCUCGCUUCUGUGUGUCUGCCGCCCACACCAGAGAAAUGCUCGAUAAGGUUCUCCAGAGCCUUGAUGAACUUGGAGACUACAUCAAGGUGAAGUUCUCCCGUCACAGAUCUUCCUAUCGGCCAGAGCUGUAUGAUGAAACAGACUUUGAGCUGGACAGCUAAUCACUCAUCGUCAUCGCUGUGAGUGUGAAGGCUUGUCCAGAGACUGCCAAGGUGUGAAUGCCUUGGUCGUUUUUAGAAGAAAGAGUGUCCUGCAUUUCCACACAGGACAGUUCUGCUUUUCCAAAAAAAAAAAAGACGAAUUUUUGCAGUUUGUUAUUGCUUUUUCAGGUGUGUUUUACUAUGAGGCAUUGACUUUUACAUGUAUAUUUUGUAAAAUUAUAUUUAAUUGGGUUUUUUAACUGCUGUUUCACAGUUUUGAGAAGUUUGUUAAACGAUUUUGUCCUCAGGGGAUUGUGGGAAAAAGGGAGGGGCCGUGUUUAUAGAACGUAUAUCAAAAGCUGCUCUAAAUAUAUCAAACAAUUAACUCCCUUAACACUGACCUACAUCAAAACUAGCUGCGGAUAAGAAAUCCCUUGAAGUGGCCCUAUUUUUUUAUCCUGCUUCUAAGAUGGACUGAUGAAAGAGCUCCAUUCUGUGCUGGAUUAUGUGUUUGUGUGAUCCACAACUACAUUGAUUGAAAGAGAUUGAACAAGGCUGGGCGUUUCAGACCCAGUGCAACUCAUUCACAGUCAUUAAACAUUCACGCAUUGCAGCUCUCAGCUCCAAGUCCUUAAAAAAAUUUUCACUGACAUGCAUUUAUUUAUAUUUCAU
Sinocyclocheilus anshuiensis is the source of this 2779-nucleotide messenger RNA. RefSeq names its product serine palmitoyltransferase 3-like. NCBI's taxonomy places the organism in Eukaryota, Metazoa, Chordata, Actinopteri, Cypriniformes, Cyprinidae. The transcript is spliced from 13 exons. Bases 461 to 2128 code for a protein of 555 amino acids. Gene Ontology annotation, molecular function: pyridoxal phosphate binding; serine C-palmitoyltransferase activity. The record is from RefSeq and is a predicted model, not a curated record. Gene Ontology annotation, biological process: ceramide biosynthetic process; sphingosine biosynthetic process. Gene Ontology annotation, cellular component: serine palmitoyltransferase complex.